Molecule: messenger RNA, 4124 nt
Organism: Uranotaenia lowii
Lineage: Eukaryota; Metazoa; Arthropoda; Insecta; Diptera; Culicidae
Product: vesicle-associated membrane protein 2
Exons: 7
Coding region: 435-962 (175 amino acids)
Biological process (GO): vesicle-mediated transport; vesicle fusion
Cellular component (GO): plasma membrane; SNARE complex
Molecular function (GO): SNAP receptor activity; syntaxin binding
Source: RefSeq, a predicted model, not a curated record
UCUUGUCCUUUUUCUCAAACGAUCGUUGACCAAGCAAGCAGUCGGACACGUAUAACUUUCGAUCCGGGAACGUCUAGUGCAGAGGAGAAUAGGAAAAAAUUGUACCAGUAACAAGAAGAGCACACGGUCGAACCCACUUUUUCGCGGAUAAGAAGACCAACGAUUGGAAAAGUUUUCCCUUAUUUUAUUGAACUUAAAGUGAACUUUGCACAAUAACGAGUCAAGUCGAGUGCGUUGGAUAAAUAUUCGAACGAAAUACGGAUAAAUCCAGCACACACAUACAUAAGGAUUAUCCACCAUUAGAAGGAGCAGCGAGGCGGUUGGCGAAGUACGGCGGACAACUGAUAGCGAAAAUUUUCUGAACGAGCAGUGAGAAAGGAUUUCGGAUUUUCACUCGUCUCUCCUCGGAACACAUACAGCGAAACUAACACAAUAUGAGCGCUGAACCAGCACCAGCGGCCGAGUCAGCUCCAGGUGGACUUGCACCGGAAGCGGCGGGUGAGCCCGGAGCGGAUGGAAUUGUCGGAGGACCCCGAACUCCCCAGCAGAUCGCGGCACAGAAACGGCUACAGCAAACGCAAGCACAGGUCGAUGAGGUUGUGGAUAUCAUGAAAACGAACGUCGAGAAGGUGCUGGAGAGGGAUCAGAAACUAUCGGAACUGGACGACCGAGCCGAUGCCCUGCAGCAGGGAGCCUCACAGUUCGAACAGCAAGCCGGCAAGCUGAAGAGGAAAUUCUGGCUACAGAAUCUGAAAAUGAUGAUAAUAAUGGGUGUUAUUGGCCUUGUUAUACUUGCAAUCAUCGUAGCAAAAUUCAUGCCAGCUGAGCAACCACAGCAGCAGAUGAUGUAUCCCCCGAUGCAGCAGAUGCCAAUGCAGGUUCCCGCCCAACCGGCCCAGCCAGCGGCACUCGUACAGGACGUGUCAUCGCUCGUUUCCAAUCAGCAUCAGUUUAAAAACUAAAAUCCAGAAAACCUUAUAAAACCAAUCAUAAGAAUCUCUUCUCGCUAAAACCUAUUCCAGAGAGAAGCUAAUGUGAAACACAUACACAGCAACCACACUCACACUAAAACAAGAAUAAAAAAUUUGAAAAAAAAAAUAAUUAAAGUAUAUAGUGACGAGAAAAACAAGAAAAAUCUUUACAUAUGAUCUAUUAUACAUAUUUAACGAAAAUCAAAUCCACAAAAAUGGAAAGAAGUGUUUUUUUUUCAACCUACCCAUUGAUUGACCCUAAAGAAAAAAAAUAUCUUUAUGUAUGUUGUUAAAAAUCUCGUUUAAAUUUUGACCAACGGUGCAACCAAAGUCACAACAACGGUACAUUUUCCGGUUACAAUGAAUGUUACAUCAAAGUUUUUUCCACGAGCUUUUCCUUCAGAUAAAAAAAAACCGCGAAAAAACAAUUCAGAAGACAUUGACAGUAAGCAUAGAAAAAAAAAACUGCAACGUUGUAUCUCUACAUUUCAAAGUGUCACAAACACCAAAGAUAGGAUCAAUAACCAGUGAAAUGUGUGACGUACAGUGAAAAACAACCAUUGGUUAUGGCAAACAACAAAUAUCAUAUUAUCAAACCAAGCUAAUAUCGAGUUUCUGUUGAAAUAACUAACAAGUAACAGCAAAGAAAACCGAAUAAGAAGGAAAACAAGACAAAACGACAGUUGUAACCGAAAACAGCAAACGAGAUAAACGAAUACAGAAAAUUUGCUGACGGCAAUGCGUUGUUUGGUUUUGCUAUUAUUACUGGAGAAUAUAAAGUUAGAGCAAAGAAAUUGUUAUAAAUUUGAUCUUUAGGGAAACACAAAUUUAUUAUAGGACACAAUUAACAAAAUAGUGGAGAAAACGAUACUAAUAACAAGAUACAAGAAAUGUAAUCAUUAGCAAAAUGGUUGAGAUAAGACUUUUGUCAAUAAUUUUUCUUUGUGUUAUCUUGGAUGAAUCAGAAUAACUGGUCAGCUGCUUCCAUCGAUAUUGUGAUGAUCAUCAAACAAUGGUGGUUCUCGUUUGAUAACUGUAUGCUUUCUAGAUUUUUACAAAGGUAACGAACCUCCUGACAUCUUCUGGAGAAUCGUAGAAAAUCAAAGCGCCCAGUUUUCAAACAAGUAUCGUCCAUUUAAACGUUCAAGAAGCGUCCAUUUUCUACUUUCCAUUCGGAGUCAGUGUAAUAUUCCUUCAAAAAGCACGUUCAGCUGAAUAGUAUGUAGAACACCGUGUAACUUGUAUCACCAUACAAAACACGUUUGUACUUUGUUUACCAUCUAUCAGUAUCCUCUAAGCGAUAUUGAGAUCCAUCAGAUGAACACAAUAAUGACUAAUUGAGCUAUUUUUCAAUUUGAUUUUUACCAAUAGAAGUCACUUCUUCGAAAAAAUCCAUGGAGUCAUUUCAUACAUGGGUAAUAACUCUGAUGACUCAACUGAGUUCGGGAGAAAAUAUUAGAUAAACCAUUUUUUGUACUUUGCGUGUUACCAAUCACUCUUUAAACCGGACUAUUGAUAACAAUGGCAAUACAUCAAGAUUGUUAAAACGAAAAACCUUCCAGAAAAACUGCAGUUGAAUAUUUCAAAUGGCAAUCUCUAGAAUUUUCUUUAACUAUCAUAAAUUUGAGAAAUACAGUUUACUCCAACAAAUAUAAAUCUUUUCACCAAUUUUCACGAACUACCACCAAAAAUUUCAUGGUUGACAACUGUCUCAGUAGAAAUGUUUUAGGUACAUUUGAGACAUUUAUGUUGUAUUUGCACUCCCUGGUUGCGGAAAUUAACUUCAACUACCCUUAUGGGGUUUUUUAUUAUUGAUCUCAGACAAAAACUUACAUUCUUAAGUGUUUCAUGCUGGCAAUGAAUCUAUCCAAUCAUUUUAACUAUCAGCAAUCAGGGAUUGUUCAAAGCUGGGAAAAUACUAUAUUUAAUGAAAAGCUCUUGUUAAAACGUUGAUAAAUUAAAACAUUAAGUAACAAGAUUAAGUGAACUUAAAACAUACGAUGUUGGCGGUUAUUUGAAGAAUUUUACAAUCUUUCUCAACAAUCAGUUUUAACUUUUAAACCUAAAACAAUAGUCCAAUAGUUUCUGCUGCUUUCUGUACCUAUCAUUUAAAAGAAAUAAGCUAAACAUGCUAUGAAAGUGUUACAGAACAAAACAAAAAAAUACAAAGAAAAAAAACUCAACUCAACGAUACAAAAAUAGUGAAGCAUAAAAAUUAGAAAACAGGUUUAGUUCAAUAUGCUUAUUAAACGGUAACUUUAACAAAUGACAAAUACUGCGAAUGGUACCCAUUUGAAGUAUAAUCGUUAAAUUAUACAAAAAAAAAAACCGGGAGAGAUUGAUCUCCCCUCUGCAGCAAAUAGUUAUCAAAUAUCUGGGAUGAAAAUUUAAAAAAAAAACACACGCUCAUCACAUAACGAUUAGUCACUCGCGUUCACUUCGAAAUUUGAGAAAAACUUAAAUUCCACCAAACAAACACACAGACACAUAAUUGAAAUUAAUUGAGCAGAAUUAAAUAGCAGGUAAUCAGUGCAGAAUGUGUUAUGUAAUAAAGUUAAAUUUAUUAUGACUAGUGAACAUAUUUCACAGGAAAUUAUUUGAUCUUCAGUUCAAUUUUAAAUUGAAUAUCCAAAAAAAAAAAAUGAACAUAUAUAUACUGACAAAACAAAUAAUAAUAACAAAAAAUGGGAAAAACAUAUAAAAAAUUACAUAUAUAGCUUUGAAAAUUGUAAAAAACAACCUAUUAAUUAUUAUCUAUACUUUUGGUGAUCCGGAGUUAAAUCGAUUCAAGAGCGAACACUUUGAAACGAAAUUGAGCAAAACAGAAAAAAAGGUUAAUGGCACCCACGUUAUACCAUAGGUGAUAAAGCAGCACCAGCAACGGCAAACCAUUGGAACUAGGACUGGAGAACAAAUGGCAAAUAAGAACUAAAAAAAGUGCUAAGCCGAGAAACGAAAUGGGGUUCCGAUGAGCGAGUCAAAGGGUAAAAAAGUUGAACAAAGCAAACAGUCGAUCGGAGGAAAGAUAGCAAAACGAAACAAAUUGCCGUUGAUAACAAUACCCUUGUGCGAACGAUAAAGGAAAGUAUAAAUAAUAAUGGAUUAACAAUAUAUAAUUAAUGAUUAAAUAAAGACAAUUACCUAGUAUAUGUA